This is a messenger RNA of Serendipita indica DSM 11827, 2220 nucleotides long. Lineage: Eukaryota; Fungi; Basidiomycota; Agaricomycetes; Sebacinales; Serendipitaceae. The record is from the annotation of a GenBank genome assembly.
AUGGAGUCCCUGAUUCCAUUCACGACUUCAGGAGCUCUUGUAGACUGCGUUGACAAAAAAGUACUCGUCAUUCUAAGAGAUGGUCGAAAGCUCAUAGGAGUCUUGCGGUCUUAUGAUCAGUUUGCCAAUCUGGUAUUAGAAGGAACUAUUGAACGCAAGCAUCUCGGCCCAUAUUUUGCGGAAUUGCCAGUCGGGGUGAUGGUCAUUCGAGGAGAGAACGUUGUUCUACUAGGGGAGAUUGAUCUGGAUGUCGAGGACGAGGUGCCUCUGCAGCCCGUGCCUUUGAACGAGCUGGACGUCGCCUACAAGCGAGAGACCGAAUUCCGGAAGAAGAGGGAAGCAGACAAGGCUAGAGUCCUAUUUGAGGCCGCUGGAUUCAGCAAAGAGGGGGGUGAGGACGAUGCCAUUGCAUGUCGUAUCACAAUUCCUUACAUGCGCAACCCAGAUAAUCAAGAGAAGGGAUCAUAUUCUAUGAGCAACUUACUCUUGAACUUUGUCACGAUGUCUCAGCAGAAACGGUGGCAAGACAUAGCGAAGGAGCGAAAGCGAGCACAAGAAUAUUCGAUUCCUUCUGAGUGGAGGAUAACUUUACCGGAGGAUGCAGGUCCCAACAUGACGAGUAUUCCAGCCAGAUGUGGCAUCCUGACCACAGAGGAAGUAGCCAUUACAGAGGAGACAGAUGUCGGCACGAUCCUUCACAACCUGGCAACAAAGAAAUGGUCUGCAUUCGCCGUUACGACUGCAUACCUCAAACGCGCCAUUGUGGCUCAUCAAUUGACAAACUGUCUAACGGAGAUUUUUAUUGAAUCCGCUCAAUCUCGAGCCCGUUUCCUGGAUGAACACCUUGCAACCACGGGCCAGGUUCUCGGACCUUUACACGGCCUUCCUAUAUCACUCAAGGAUCAAUUUUGCAUUAAGGGCGUUGAAACAAUCAUGGGCUAUGUCUCUUGGGUUGGUCGGAUCGCCGACAAAAAUGCAGUACUGGUAGACAUGCUCCUAGAAGCCGGGGCUAUCCCUUUUGUCCGAACAAAUGUUCCGCAGUCUCUGAUGUGGGGUGAGACAUACAACCACGUAUUUGGCAGAACCACGAAUCCGUACAACAUCCACCUCACAAGCGGUGGCUCCUCAGGAGGAGAAGGGGCGCUAAUCGGGCUGAAAGGGAGUCCUUUAGGCGUCGGAACGGACAUUGGAGGGUCUGUUCGUAUACCAGCCGCUUUCUGCAAUAUCUAUGCUCUACGCCCUUCCUACAAUAGACUCCCAUAUCAAGGGGCUGUCAACUCGAUGGCUGGGCAAGAAUCCGUCACAUCCGUUCUCGGGCCCAUGUCCAACUCAAUCUCUGGGUUAAAGAUCUUUGUCAAGGCCAUUUUGGACGGACGUCCCUGGGACCUUGACCCACUCGUUCCCCGCCUUCCAUGGAACCAAGCGGCAUACGAGCUUGUAGAGCAUGGAAGUGGCGGACGGCUGUGUUUUGGACUGCUGCUCCACGAUCAGCACACGAUGCCACACCCGCCGAUCAUCCGUGCUCUCGAGGCUGUCCGUGAAGCGCUGACAAACGCUGGUCACCAGGUUAUCGAUUGGUCACCUUACCGGCACAAAGAGUUAUACGACGUUCAGUGGUUGAUUGAAACGGCAGAUAUGGCCCAGGGCGUACUCAACGAGUGUAGCGCCACCGGGGAGCCAUUUAUUAUUUCAAUGGAGCCCAAAGAUGCAGAUGCAGCUCUCAAUGCUCCACCUGGCCAAGAUCCUCCACAGAAACCAUCUCCUUUCCAUCCCAAGCACCUCACAACUUAUGAGCUCUGGAAGCUCCAUGAACUGAAGAGACAGCUUAGGAAAGACUAUCUCGACGAAUGGCAAGCCUCGGUGAAACGUACGAAUACCGGACGACCCAUCGACGCACUCAUCACCCCAGUGGCUCCAUUUGUUGCUCCACUCCAUGGAAAGAACGAUAACUAUUUCUACACAAUGCUUUUCAACUCCUUGGACUACCCCACUAUUGCGUUCCCCGUCGGCUUUGUGGACAAGGACAAGGAUAUCAGUUUAGAACGGACCAAAUUUUUCACACCGGAAGAUAGAAGCAACCAUGAGAUGUACUCCCCCGAGACUUUUCAUGGCGCGCCUAUUGGAUUGCAAAUUGCGACUCGGACACAAGAAGAGGAAGCUCUUUUAGGGAUGAUGGAAGUCAUUGACAAGGCGCUGCGACGCCACCCCAUGUUACGAUAA